Olea europaea var. sylvestris is the source of this 1340-nucleotide messenger RNA. RefSeq names its product E3 ubiquitin-protein ligase At3g02290-like. NCBI's taxonomy places the organism in Eukaryota, Viridiplantae, Streptophyta, Magnoliopsida, Lamiales, Oleaceae. Gene Ontology annotation, molecular function: ubiquitin-protein transferase activity. The record is from RefSeq and is a predicted model, not a curated record. The coding region runs from base 392 to 1069 and encodes 225 amino acids. The transcript has 5 exons.
CAGCAAAAAGAAAUUCAAAAAAAUUCGUUGCCUUCUCAUAUUCCUAUUUAUAUUGGGUAAAAAGAUACAAAUAAAUAGAUACAAAACAUCUGACCGCGGAUUUCUCGGCUCCUGUUUCUCGAGAAUCAUCUAUCUUUUCAUAAAAUAUAGAUGAAUAUAUAACUUUAAGUUCUACUUCCUAAGAAAUUUUUAUCUGUUAAAGCGAGAGGGUGCUGGUUCGGGAAGCUAUUUGAACUUCUGCGAGCUUGGGAUCCUCUCUCAUUAUUGUUCGACUAUCUCGGUUCAGUACGUUAUUAUUUUCAAAGUCUCUGGGAUUGAGUUCGAGAAUCGUGGAGAUCACUGGGGAGAAAAAGGAAUUUUGAGGGGUUAAAGUUGAUUCAAGCUGGUAAUUAUGGGUUCUUUUUGUUGCUGUUUGAGGAAUGAAUAUGACGAGUUUGGUAAUCCGAACAUCUCAAUUUAUAGGAACUGUAUGUGCCUUCAAUGCUUCCUGCAGAACUUCUUGCGUAUGUAUACAUCACUGUUUCAUAGAGGGGUAGAACAAGUCAUUCCUUCAUCCACUCAAGGGACGGCAACUUUAAGUUCUGCGUCCCUUGAUAACUCGCUAGCUGAUAUGUAUCGCUCUCCUCCAAGACCUCUGCCAUAUGAUGCAGAUCCAAGGUAUUUCCGCUUGCAGCGUGAUGGACUGGUCUCUAGAAGGGAGAAAGGCUCAACUCAUUCACAUGAGGAAACCGAACCUCUUCGAAGGAGUGAAGUAGAUGAAGAUUCUGAAUCCUUUACUAAUACGAAGAAAUGGAACAAAUUUGAAUGUGAAGAAGGAUCAGAAGAAUAUGAUCCUAAAUCACCAGUAAAGCUUUCAACGGCUAAAACAACAACAGGAUAUGCUCAUAUUUACACUUCUUCUGAAGAUGAAGAUGUCUGCCCGACAUGUCUUGAAGAAUAUACUACUGAAAACCCCAAGAUUAUUACAAAAUGUUCUCACCAUUUCCAUCUUGGUUGUAUAUAUGAAUGGAUGGAAAGAAGUGAUAAUUGUCCAGUUUGCGGCAAGGUGAUGGCAUUUGACGAGACUUGAUCUAUACUGAAAAUUCUACUCACAGAGAAACCAACCACAAACAGAAAGGGAAAGAGACAUCAGAAUCUGAAAGUGUAAAGCCAUUGUGAAUACCGCAUUCUUAAAAGUGUUGACUUCUUAUGACAACAUUAUUAGAUAUAACCUUUGAGUUUCGACUCAGUUCAUUGCGAUUUUCUUCCAAAUGCUUUGCCAUUUCGUGUUGUUCUUUGCUCAAGCUACAAGUUUUUAGCUGUAGUUCUCUUCAACGAGGAGAAAUCGACCUUAAAUGCAU